Siniperca chuatsi (mandarin fish) is the source of this 3744-nucleotide messenger RNA. Its product is annotated as protocadherin alpha-4-like. The coding region runs from base 372 to 2738 and encodes 788 amino acids. NCBI's taxonomy places the organism in Eukaryota, Metazoa, Chordata, Actinopteri, Centrarchiformes, Sinipercidae. Gene Ontology annotation, cellular component: plasma membrane. Gene Ontology annotation, molecular function: calcium ion binding. The transcript is spliced from 2 exons. The record is from RefSeq and is a predicted model, not a curated record. Gene Ontology annotation, biological process: homophilic cell-cell adhesion.
AGCUAGUCCUCAUAAGGUAAAAUUGAAUACCGCAGUGCUUGUGGACACACGUGUACAAACUAGUGGAGUCUUUGAGUUUCUCUCACUUUCGUGCAAUGAAAAGAGAGCUCACAUGGUGUCAGUGUACGAAAACAUAAGUGCUUCACAAGAGCUCACGCCAGCUGUAUUUUGGAACCGCCCAUUGAUGAUGUUACUAGUUCAACAUUAGCAGAGUCGUUUAUAAGCUGACGGAUUGCCAUUGUAAAUUGCCGACAUUUCAAAUAUAUCGAGAAGAAAAAAACAAACAUUUGCACGUACUACUGCGCACGAUGCUGUUUUUCUGAUGCAGUUAUUUUUCUCGUGAAGGAUUGUUACAAUUUCCGUUGGUGACCAUGGAACAAAGAAAAUACAAGGCACGAAGGGUGACAAGACGGUGGGUCUGUUUCGUGAUUGCUGUGCUUUUGUGGAGCGUGGCCUCGGCGCAGAUAAGAUAUUCCAUCUCUGAAGAAGUAAACGAAGGAACUGUGGUUGGAAAUAUAGCAAAAGAUCUGGGAUUAGAUAAAAGCACAUUGAAAGAAAGGAAGUAUCGGAUUGUUUCUAGUGCACCGGAUCCUCUUUUCCAUGUAAAUCAGAACGACGGCACCCUGUAUGUACUUCGAAAGAUUGACAGAGAGGAAGUAUGCGAGCGGAGCAGUACAUGUUUGCUUAAUCUGAAAACGGUACUAGAAAACCCGCUGGAGGUCCACUAUAUUGGCGUUGAGGUUUUGGAUGUAAAUGAUCAUUCCCCCAGCUUUCCAGAGACAGAGAAAACGUUAGAAAUUUCUGAAUCUGUGUUAAGUGGAACGAGCUUUCAGCUACAAGCCGCACGAGACCCAGACAGUGGUCAUUUUUCUGUGCAACAAUAUAAACUCAGUCCAAAUGAUCACUUCCGUUUGGAGGUUAAGGAUAAAGGAGAAGAUGGUAAAAUACCAAUUUUAAUUGUGCAAAAAUCUUUGGAUAGAGAGGCAGCGGGAAGCCAUUCAUUAGUACUGACCGCACUGGAUGGAGGGAAACCUCCGAAAUCUGGGGAAAUGAAUAUUCUAGUAAAUGUUUUAGAUGUUAAUGAUAACGCACCUGUUUUCUCUAAAGAUGUUUAUUCUGUGAUGCUCGAUGAAAAUGCUCCAAUAGGUACAACAGUCAUACAAGUUAAUGCAAAUGAUUUAGAUGAAGGACCAAACGGAGAUGUCGUUUAUUCAUUCAGCAACAGCGUAAAUAGCAGGUUAUUUAAACUAUUUGAAAUAACUCCAUCAAAAGGGGAGAUAAUUGUGAAAGGUCCAAUAGACUUCGAGCACAAGGAUAAAUAUGAAAUCGAAAUACAGGCAUCAGAUAAAGGUCUUGCUCCUCUUACAACAGAAAAAAGUGUAAUUAUCAAGAUAGUUGACGUUAAUGAUAACGCACCUGAAAUUGAAGUUACCUCAUUUUCAAGCUCCAUCCCUGAAGAUUCCAGACCUGGAACUACAGUUGCCCUUAUCAGUGUAAAUGACUUGGACUCUGGUCUCAAUGGGAAAGUUAUUUGCUCCAUAGGUGAGGAUGUUCCUUUUGCUUUAUCACCAGCCUUACAGGACAAAAUGUAUUCAUUAGUCACCAAAUCGCCUCUGGACAGAGAGAAACAGUCACAGUAUAUCAUAACAGUAGUUGCAAAAGACGCUGGUCAACCUCCAUUAUCAUCUGAAAAGACAAUAAGCGUUGUGGUGUCAGAUGUGAAUGACAACAGUCCAGAGUUUUCACUGAGCCCCUAUACUUUCUAUGUCACCGAGGGUAACGAUCCAGGAGCCUCUGUGUUUUCAGUAAAAGCUUUUGAUCGUGAUGAGAACGACAAUGCUCUUAUUUCAUAUCAUAUUUUCAGAGAUAGAAGCGAAGAAAGUAAAUUGACUUCAUUUCUCAACAUAAACUCUGAAAAUGGAGAAAUCUUGGCGUUAAAAAGUUUUGACUUUGAAACUCUGAAAACGUUCCAGUUCCAAGUUGUUGCCACAGAUUCUGGAACUCCGUCACUAAGCAGCAACGUCACAGUGAACGUGUUCAUUCUGGAUCAGAACGACAACGCUCCAGUCAUCCUGUAUCCAGUCAGCUCUAACGGCUCUGCUGAAGGUGUGGAGGAGAUUCCCCGCAAUGUGAACGCAGGACACUUGGUGACUAAAGUCAGAGCCUAUGACGCUGAUAUAGGAUAUAACGGCUGGUUGCUGUUUUCACUGCAGGAAGUUACUGACCACAGUCUCUUUGGUUUGGACCGCUAUACAGGACAGAUCAGAACACUUCGCUCCUUCACAGAGACAGACGAGGCUGAGCAUAAACUGGUCAUACUGGUGAAAGACAAUGGGAACGUUUCACUCUCAGCAACAGCUACUGUGAUUGUCAAACUGGUGGAGCCCAAAGAGGCUUUUGCAGCUUCUGAUGUUAAAAGUUCGGCAAAAGAUGAGGAGGGGAAUGAUGUGACUUUUUACCUGAUGAUAACUUUGGGCUCAGUUUCUGUGCUUUUCCUCAUCAGCAUCAUCGUGCUGAUUGCAAUGCAGUGCUCCAAAACCACAGACUAUACUUCUAAAUAUCUACAAGAGACUAAUUAUGACGGGACACUGUGUCACAGCAUCCAGUACAGAUCUGGAGACAAACGGUACAUGUUGGUUGGACCCAGAAUGAGUAUAGGAUCUACUAUAGUCCCUUGCAGCCAUGCGAAUACACUAGUGCUCCCUGACAGGAGACAGGCAUCUGGAGAGCUAUUGUAAUUGACCGUUAAGUUAAUGUUGCACGUGCUAAAUCUGAUGAGGUGAAUCAUGCCUCAAGCAAACGAGAUGUAUCAGCACGCCUUUACUACAAACACCAUACUCAGCCAAAGGCAACACAUAAUGAAAGCCGUCCGUAAACGCACGGGAACAUUAUGGCAGCUUGGGAAAAAUCAUUGCAUUGUUAACAAAUUAACUUGAAAUGGAAUGAUAAACUAUCACCAAAUGUAGUUGGGCAGAAGUAAAGUUAGCUGCGAUCCCUGUCCAUGGUGCUGAACGUGAGGGCUCUGUUUGCCCAGUAUAUGUUCAGAAAAUGUAAACAAUUUAGCAAACCACUCACUGACUUUAUCUGUGUUAAUUCAUAUCACUUGUUCUUAUGAUAUAUGUAUUCUCACGUGCUAAGUAGAAUCUUCUACGCAUUUUGAGAAGCUUUGCUCUUUAUAUUUAUUGAAAGGAGGUUUUGUGUUGACAGUGAGCUGCAACAACAUCUAUUUUCAUUCACCUGACUAUUUGGGCACUAUAUCGAGAUAAAGAAAAAACAAAACAAACAAUCUACAAUUCAGGCAAAGUGCUACUGGCUUUUGAUUUUCUGCAGUUAGAAUUUAGAUCGCAUGGUGUCAGUGUAAUAGAAAAACGAGGCAUUACAUGAGCAUGUCAUCAUGGCAUUUUGGUUCCACCUCUUCAUAGAGUCCUCAACUGAAUACUGUGGCAGUCGUUUCUGAGCUUACUGCUGCCUUUGAAAAACAUUAUAUUUGCCCUCAUGUCUGUUGUUGUAGGAAGAGGAUGAAUAUUUUCACAUAUAGAAGAGUUGGAUUCUGUCUUUAUAACGCAGUUAUCGUUUUUGUGACGGAUUACUGAUGAUUUCGGGUUUAACCAUGGGACAAAGGAGAUGCCAGUCACGAAUGGCGAGAGGAUGUUUGGUCAGCUGCGUGGUUGCUUUGCUUUUGUGGAGCGUGGCCUCGGCGCAAAUACGUUACUCCAUCUCUGAGGAAGUAAACGAAGGAACUGU